AUGGCAAGUUCUAGAAUUGGAAACGCCAGUCCUUCAGAAUUCCGCCUCGUUUUAACGAAACUAACUGAAGUUCAAAAGAAAUUGGACACAACAGAUCAAUCGUCAGUCAUGGCGCAGCUGAGACAAGUGAACGAUUCACUUCAAAUCGUUGAGGGAAACCAGACCGAUAUUUCCGAUGCCAUCCUUAACAAGCUGCAGAGUAUCGAGACGCGGAUCGAGACCGGUUUCAAAGCCUUGGAGGAGAAGAUUGCAGCUUUAGAAAGAAAAGUUGUGGACGGUCCUGCAAUCGCAGAGGGAAGCGCUUUCGGAAUGCUAACGCCACCAAGUUCUUCAAAGAAAAGAAAAAUCGCCCGCCAUCCAGAUCUCUCGCACUAUGUUCGUUCAAAGAUUGAACAGUUAGGCCUUGCAUGGAACACUGACAAGAAAGAGAAUGAACCACCAAACCUAGCAGUAGUAGCCACCAUCUUGAAAGAGGUCAAAGAAGUCGAGCAGAUUCAAAAUGAUUCUCUUUGUACAGAAAGAAGAAUUCUAGAUGCUAUUUCUCAAAACUUUGCAUCAUCAAAGAAACGUAGACGACAGGAAGAAAAUGGUACUUACGAGCAUUAUCAGAGGGAGCAAAAGAAGCGACAAAGAAUUAAAAGGAAACUGGAUAAGAGACUCAAAGUGGCAAGUGAAGAAGAGAAGAGACAACCAAUUUCCGAGGCCCUGCAUCCUAGUCUUGUCUCCUCAGACGAGUCUGAUGAAGAAGAUCCCACAUCAAUGGUAACAAGGCCCCUUACCUGGAGGACAGAAGAAGUUACCAACUUCUUCCAUAUACUAGACCAGAGGUAUAAGUCUUCCAUGACAAAUCAGCAAAAGAGGCAGUCAGUGAACAGAAGGGUUGGUAGACCAAGUCAUAGAAAUAGUAGAGAGAUCCCAGAAAAAUUGCUCUGGGCCACCACCUAAAUUUAAUUUUAAUUUUAGUAUACAGUCACUCAACUCUCUUCCCUAGGACCAUCUCUUAUGAAGUUGCUACAUUUCUACCCAAUUAUA
Pocillopora verrucosa is the source of this 1032-nucleotide messenger RNA. The record is from RefSeq and is a predicted model, not a curated record. Lineage: Eukaryota; Metazoa; Cnidaria; Anthozoa; Scleractinia; Pocilloporidae.